This is a messenger RNA of Aphis gossypii (cotton aphid), 4230 nucleotides long. RefSeq names its product MATH and LRR domain-containing protein PFE0570w-like. Lineage: Eukaryota; Metazoa; Arthropoda; Insecta; Hemiptera; Aphididae. Gene Ontology annotation, biological process: spermatogenesis. The coding region runs from base 815 to 3301 and encodes 828 amino acids. The transcript has 13 exons. The record is from RefSeq and is a predicted model, not a curated record.
CUAUGAAAUUUCUCCGUUAUCAAACUUUGAAUGUUUUCCGCUACAAAAUUUCUUCUAAAACACGUGUAGCCAUAAAUCUUAUCAGUAAUAUACUGGCAAAUAGCAAUGCUGAAAUGCUGAAUAGUGAAUAUAGAAACAGAAGGCUUGUAUACCGAAUUCGUAGUUCGUACCAGUAUUGUAGUGUGUCCUCCAUAGUUGGUUAUAGCGUAAAAAAGUAAAUAUUAAAUAAUAAUUAAUAUUAAUAUUCCUUAGUCUCAUACUCACCGUCAAUGAGGCAUUUUACAUGUUCUGUGACUCGAUGCUCACGAUUCACAAUUCUGUCAAUUCAAUACCCCUAUUGCAUUAUCGUUAUUCGUGAACUAAUAACAAUUAACAAUACGAGACAUUUAAUUUUGCCACACUUUACUACUCAACAUUUCAACUACACUUAAAAUAUUUUUGAUAACGAAUAAACGUCUAUACCGUUUUUGAAGUUGUACAUUAUUUCCUUAUAAUAUCUUAUAUAUCAUACUAUUAAGAUUAUUGGCUUGGAGAUGAAAUAUUUUUCUUCGUCUAUGAUCAUGAUCACAACAUUAUUAAUUAUAUUUAUGGUGAUGUAUUCUUGAUUUAUACUCAUCUCAUUCUUCCACUUGCUAUUUUGAUUUGUGAGACGCUAGUCGCUGUAUACAUGUAAGUAGUCUGCAAAACUAGACAAAGUGACGAGAAUUGUGUACUAUGAAACUUAAAAUAAUCAUUGAAGCUGUUUCAGAAUUGUUCAAUUAGCUAAACAGUUAUAUAUUGGAUCAUUUAAAUAAUCUAUAGAUCUCAAAUAAUCAUGGCUGUGGAUUUAAAAGAAGUAAAAAUUAAUGUAAGGAGCUUGUUAACCAGUUCUCAAAAGCCACUCAGUAUUUUGCAGCUUCAAAAAGAUUACCGUGAACAAGAAGGAUGUAAUUUACCUUAUAGAAGUUUAGGUUUUAAUUCAGUCAUUGAAUUACUUCAAAAUAUGACAGAUGUUUUAACUGUCCCUCCAAAUCCAAAUGAGUCAUCUACAUUAUCUCUUGUUGUUGGUGAUAAAACCAACCACUUGAGAAUGCUUGUUGUUAAACAAAAAUCGAAUACUAAAAAGAAGAAGAAAGCUCAACCAAGUGUGAAUAAGCGAUAUGGAUUUCAAACAAAUUAUAAUGGAAAUAAAAAUUUUUCUGGACAUAACUCUUAUAAUAAAAUUAUGCCAACUAAAGUAAACAAUUAUGCAAGCAACAUAUCUCAAAAUACUAGAAGUUGUUUUCAUAGAUCCAAUAAUUCUUCUAUAAGUUAUAAUCAAUUAAAACAGUCAUCUUCAACAACUAGUAGACUUUAUUAUGAUUUAAAUAGAAAUGAUUUUAACCAAAAUGCAAAUUCUAGUACUGGUUGCAUGACAGAUAAAUUACGUUCUGAUAUAGAGAGAUUAUUACUUGAAAAUCAAAAGCCGAUGCUUUUAGAUGAGUUUAAAGUAAAAGUAAAACAGCAUCCUGAUUUUUCACUUUUGAAAAUAAACUGUCUGCAAGAUUUUAAAGACCAAGUUAAAGAUUUUUUAAAUAUAAAUGAUACAAGUGUUUCUUUAAAAAAUGCGCUACAAUCUAAAACUGAUAUAACCAGUUUACACCACAAUACAGAUGUACAAAUUAAACCUCUAAGGCGAUCGGAUGUUAAUAAAUUAUCAUAUAAUAAUUCAUUACCUAGUAUAUCAGCCAUAAAUCAUAUUAACGGUGAAGAUAAAAAUAUGAUAAAUUCAAAAAAAUAUGAAUGUAAUGAACAAAAUAUAGUGUCUGAUUUGUAUACACGGCUAACAGUUAAUGGAUUUCAAGAAGAUACAUCUCACAAUAAAAAUAAAAAUGAAUAUAUCAGUAGUAUAUCAGCCAUAAAUCAUAUUAAUGGUGAAGAUAAAAAUAUGAUAAAUUCAAAAAAAUAUGAAUGUAAUGAACAAAAUAUAGUGUCUGAUUUGUAUACACGGCUAACAGUUAAUGGAUUUCAAGAAGAUACACCUCAUAAUAAAAAUAAUAAUGAUAAUAAUUAUGAAAUGAAUUGUCAAAUAAAUGGAUCAAUCAAAUCUUCAAUUGACUAUAUAGACAAAUGUAAAAACCAAAGUAUGGUUAGAGUACUUGGAGAUAAUUUUUAUGAUUCAGAUAAAAACUCUGAUACUGCUAAAAUUAAUUUAUGGAAAAAUAUUGAAUUUGUAAAAAAACAAUCAGAAAAUAGAAUAAAUAAAAAUGUAGUUACAGAAAUUGUAAAUGGAAAGAAGUCUGAAUCUUGUUCUAUUACUAUGAGUUGUGAAAAUUCUCUAAACAAUUUAAACUCAUUUUUGCAUUCUACUCCAAAGAAAAAUAGUAAUGACAAAAUAAUAUUGAAUGAAGACCAAAGUAUUCCUGAAGUAGUAAGGUUAAAUAUUGCGAGAAUAUUCAAUGUGUACCGUAAUGGUGUGAAUAUUGAGAAUUUUAAAUUCAUUUAUAAUAAAUUAUACUGUACUAUUUUUGAUCCAAUUUAUUUUGGUUUUACAUCAAUUGAACAAUUGUUGAAGGUAUUAGAUCAGUUAAUUGAAGUCCGUAAUAAUGUACUAUAUCCAAAAAAUGAGUUUAAAUUAUGUGAAAAUAUGGAUUUUAAAAAUAAAAAUGAUAAUAUAUUAACAAAUGUUUGUUUAAAUGAUGAAGUAAACAUUUCUACAAGUAUAGAACAGCCAAUAUUGUCUUUUAAUGAGGGCAAAUUUAAAAAAAUGCUGUUGGUUGAAACAUAUAAUCCAAGUUUAUUUUAUUUACAAUUAUGUUAUAAAAUUGUGGAACUUGAUCGUUUAAUAGUGCAAAUGAAAAAUUUUUAUGAAACUGAAAAUAAAAACUAUUUUGUCAAACUAGAACAAAUUUUACCUGGUUCAUUUUAUGCAUCUUCUUAUACUUCAUUUUCAAAUCUAAAACAGUGGUAUAGAGUUAGAGUUUUAAGAGAAGUUAAUCCAACCACUGUUGAAGUUAUUCAUGUGGACUACGGAACUGUUGAUAAUAUACCUAAGACAGAAUUACGAUUUUUGAAAGUUGAAUUUUGUAAUUUACCAUGUCAAGCGAUCCAUUGUUGUUUGACUGGUUAUAAUGAACUUGACUCAAUUGCACCUGAAGUUACAAAUGCAUUUUUAAAAAUCAUAAAUAAAAAUAAGGAGGUUUUGGUUAUGGUCGAUGAUAAUUUUAUAUUGAGCAAACAUUGCCAAAUCUUACACGUCACUUUGUUCCAAAAUAAACCAAAGGAUCCAAAAAAACUAGAAAAUAUUAAUUACGAGUUAACUAUAAGGCAUUUGAAAUGUUAAGAAUUAAACACUUUCAAGACAACUAUUAUUGGACACGUCAAUCUGUGAUACUGCUGUGAAUUAUUCAAUUCUCCGCAGUUGUCUAGAUUAUUUUAUUAUUAAACUUUUUGUUAAAAUUAUUUAAUUUAAUUUAAUUUCUUUUUUAGUUUUAGUUUUAUUUGAUCUUACUCGCUACAUUUUAAAGUUUUGGUAAGAACUUAUCUGUAUUUAUAUAUAUAUUUUUUAAUUAUUCAUUAUUAUUUUUUUAAGCUUUUACUGGCAUAACUUACAGUGAUCUUUUAGUUGACAAAUGGCAUAUGCAUAUUGCGGUCACUUUUUUAAAAUACAUAAGUUUUUACUACGCGUACACGUCUGUACGCGGUACAUAUAUAUACAUAAAAAAAAACAACAAAAUAUGGGAUCAGUUUAGUACAUUUUAAAAACGUAAAAAACUAUAGUGGAUAGCACCCACUCAUUUAAGCGUGCUUAUAAUAAUCCUCUCCCCACUUUAAAAACCAACUAUUGUUCAUUAUAUUGUCAUUAUUUUGUUGUGUAUAUCGUAUAUACAUAAAAUAUUUUAUUUAUUAUAUGCGUGUACAAUUUAUUCGCGACGUCUGCUCGUUUCUACAGCUAUUGUUUGUUCGAGAUUUAUGUUAACGAAAAACAAUACAAUAACGUUUGCAAUGUUUUUAAAAACAAAACCGAUUAGUAUAUAGCAAAAUCGUGUUUUCUUGGGCGAGUAUAUAGUGUAUGUAUAUUGCAUAUGGCACGUCAGGGUAUUAUUUGCACUUUGUUGCAGAACAUAUUAUAAUGUACCUGCUAUUACGUGCGGUUUUAAAUUUUCAUAUUUAUAAUUGUUUGGUUUGAGAUUACCAUGAAUCGUAAUCACAAAAAUUAAUAAGCUUAUGUGUUAUUCAUGUACCGCGACGACGUCAUGAUAUUACCAUCAU